Messenger RNA from Lathyrus oleraceus (garden pea), 1680 nucleotides. RefSeq lists its product as uncharacterized. The transcript has a single exon. Bases 1 to 1680 code for a protein of 559 amino acids. NCBI's taxonomy places the organism in Eukaryota, Viridiplantae, Streptophyta, Magnoliopsida, Fabales, Fabaceae. The record is from RefSeq and is a predicted model, not a curated record.
AUGGAUCGUACUUGGAUGUACGAUAGAGUAUAUUCCAAUAGACACGGAUUGAAAGAAGAGUAUGUUCGCGGGGUUAAAGACUUCGUAAAGAGGGCUUUGAAACAACCUAUUUGUAAAUCUGAGGGAGGGAUAAGGUGUCCGUGUAUAAAUUGCAAGUGUCUCAAGAUAAGAACACCAACUAAUGUUAGACUUCACUUGUAUCGAGAUGGAUUUCAACCAGACUAUUGGAUUUGGACUCAACAUGGAGAAGUAGAGCUCAAUGUUAAUACAAGGAAUGAUUCAAAUAGUAGUGAGCAUGUGCAUCAUGAUGACCAAAUUGAGGCAAUGAAUCAGAUGGUGUAUGAUGCUUUUAGGCCUUAUGGAGUAUUCUCUCACGUGAAUGAUAACAUAGAAGUUGAGGAAUAUACGGAGGAUGAGUUUCCCAACGAAGAUGCCAAACGAUUUUAUGACAAGUUGAUAUCUUUCAACAAGCCCAUUUAUGAGGGAGCUACCCAAUCAAUAUUAUCAAUAUCUACUCAACUUCUUGAAAUUAGGUCUAAUUGGCAUGUACCACAAAAAGGUUUAGAUUUUGUUGCACAAAUGCUUAAAAGUGUAUGUCCAGUUCAAAAAUGCUUGCCCGAGAACUAUUACCAAGCAACACAGUUGGUAUCUAAGUUAGGGCUAAAGGUUGAGAAGAUUGAUUGUUGUAAGAAUGGUUGUAUGUUAUAUUACAAGGAUGAUAGCAAUCUAUCAGAGUGCAAAUUUUGUAAUGCUCCUAGGUUCAUUCCUCGCAAGACUGGCAUGGGAAAGUACAAAGAUAUCCCAGUGAAGAGAAUGCUCUACUUCCCAAUCAUUCCCAGAUUACAAAGAUUGUAUGCAUCAACUGAGUCGGCAAGUGAAAUGAGAUGGCAUCACAUGAACAAAAAUAGUUCCAACAUCCUUCGCCACCCGUCAGAUGGAAAAUCAUGGAAACAUUUUGAUAGUGUAUAUCCCGACUUUUCUAGGGAACCCAGAAAUGUAAGGUUGGGUCUGUGUUCAGAUGGUUUUACUCCUUACAUUCAAGCGUCUGCUUCUCCAUACUCAUGUUGGCCAAUAAUAGUUACUCCGUAUAAUCUCCCCCCUGAAAUGUGCAUGACCAAACCAUACUUGUUUUUGGCAUGCCUCAUACCCGGACCUAAAAACCCUAAAUUAAAGAUAGAUGUCUACUUGCAACCAUUGAUUGAUGAUCUACAUCGAUUGUGGUCCAAUGGAAUAUUGACCUAUGAUAUAUCUACAAAACAAAACUUCAUCAUGAAAGCCUGCUUGAUGUGGACAAUUAAUGAUUUUCCAGCCUAUGGUAUGUUAUCUGGAUGGGAAACACAAGGUAAAUUGGCAUGCCCUCAUUGUAUGGAACACACUGAUGCUUUCACCUUGAAAAGUGGCCAUAAGAAUUCCUGGUUUGACUGUCAUCGUCGUUUCUUGCCAUCUAAUCACUCCUUCAAAAGGAGUAAAAGAAGUUUCCUAAAAAAUAGGGUUGUGACCAAUGAGCCACCUCCCAUUUCCACAGGGAAAGAUAUAUGGGCGGUAAUAAGUAAUUUUCCAAAAGUUACUGAAAUUGGAUGGGAGGCGAAAUGGAAAGAAUUCGAAGGGUAUGGAGUGGAUCACAAUUGGAAAAAGCGAAGUAUUUUUGGGAUCUCCCAUAUUGGAAGGAUAACUUGUUAA